UUGCGGACGAUGGUCACUGGCUAAAUUAUCCACUGGAAAUGGAACAUUCGUGAGUAUGACUUGGUACUUUUACUUACACUAUCAACAUAUUAUGUAUAAAUAUUGUCAGUAAAAUGUAUUAAUGAGUAAGCAUGAACGAACGAGUCGUUCUUGACGAUAUUUUUACGUGUUACGUUAGUAUGCAGCGGUGUGGCUGUCAUUAGCUUCUUACUGAUUGCUUAUAAUUUACUUCGAAGAUAAAUAUUAUUUUACUGUGACUAUUAGCGACAAAUUAUCGUUAUUUUGCAAAUUUUGGGUGAAAAUAUUUCAACUGGGUUCUAUUUGCAGCAUUUAUUUCGUUCAAUGUGGUGCGUUCAAGAGCUUGUAUACUCAUUUUGCCGUCCCCCAAGACGCCUAAAUAAGAUGAAUUGUCACUGUUAGCCAUACAUUUUGGUUCAUUUUUAGCCUCUUCCACCUGGAAUAUACAGUAUAGGAAACCUGAAGACUAAUAAUUCCGAUUUUGGCGAAGGCGUUGAAACGCAUCACAAUUUAUGACGCCAGAGCUUCUGGUGGACGCCUGCCCUCUGUGACGUCAGUGGCUUGAGCUUUAAAGUUUGGACAUCAAGAGUCAACAGAAUAUUACUUUGUUUUCUACCGACGCAAUUCGCUGAGAGAAAAUGGAGUCCUCCAACCUGCAACAAACUAGUUCCCUCAUUCCAAACCUGGAUGGGAUGGAGCUUCAGAACAUGCUGACUGAUCUUCAGAAGAAGUGUGAAACUUAUAAGUCCAAUUACAAUGUUCUUAAGCAUGAGCAUUCCAGCUUGCAGGAUGACUUAAUGCAUGCCCAGGGAGAAGUGAAGCGCCUGCUUGCUCAACAGGACAAGCUCCAGUCCCAGUUGUCUGAGCGAUCAGGAGAACUUCUGGACAAAAAAAGAGAGAAUGAGGAGCUUCGUCUACAAGUGAUGACCCCUCAACGUCUGGAGUUGCUCAAAGUGCAGGUGCAACAGGAGAUGGAGGCGCCGAUAAAAGAGCGUUUCCACAAACUAGAAGAGGAGGCAGAGAAGUACAGGUCAGACUUCAACAAGCUGCGCUAUGCCUUCACCGUGCUCAUUGCCCAGUUAGAACACCAAAAGGAGGAGGAUGUUGGUGCACUGGAGGGGCAGAGGAUGCGCUAUGAGAUUGCUCAUUUGAAGAAGGAGAAGGAUAACCUAGUGGCCCAGUACCAGAAUUCAGACCAACUGCAUGACAGGAAACACCUGGAGAUCCUGCUAAAGGAGAAAACGCAGCUCACCAUGAUGGUCAAGGGUCUGCAGGCAGAGGUGGCUGAGUUACAGGCCCUGAAGGACAACUCUGACCAGCAGGUUGAGAACAUUCAGCUCACCCAGAACCGGCAGCUAACAGAAUCUCAGGCUAUGGUCAAAUCUCUUGAGGCGGAGCGCCAGUCUCUGCGCCUGCGAGUGGAGCGCACUGAGGGUGAACUUAAUCUCAGCCAGGAGCAGAACAGCCAGCUCACUGGACAGUUGCACAAAGCUAAAAGAGAAGUCAGCUCCCUCACAUGCCAGAUUGAAAGCCUGAAGCUUUCACACAAGACUGAUGUGGACAAUGUCAAACUAGAGUUUACACGCUCAAAAGGGGAGGUGGAGAGGGAGAGAGAUACACUGAAGGGGCAGAUGGAGAGUCUGAAGACAGAGGUGGAGGUAUUAAAGGAAGUGCUGGAGAAGCACAAUGAAGUUCUUGUGGAGAAAGAAAGAGAGAUGGUCAGGAAGGUGAAAUCUGUUUGUGAAGAGGAACUCCACAAGACAACCAUAUUGCACGAGGAAAAGCUGGAGUUGGAGCAGCACCUCGCCAAGUUGGAACAGCAGAGGAUGCUGCAGGACACCACCGUGCAAGCUCAGAAAAGGGAAUGGGAGGAGCAACUUCGCUUUUCCCAGAAAAGCGAGGAGUCUAUGCGCAAAGAGCUUCAAGGCAUGAAAACCAGAUUAAAGAAACAAAGCUCUCAGUUGGAGGAGUUGGAGAGACAGCAAGCAGAGGUAGAGGACCUAAAGCAGAAAAAUCAACAACUGUGUGUCCAUGUAGGGACAUUGUCAAAGUCCGAAGCUGAGCUGAUAGACACAAAUCAACAUCUGAGGGAAAAACUGGCCGUGGUGAAGGAGGAUAGUGUUCGUCGAGGGGCAGAGCGGCUGGUGGAAGAUAGUAAGGCACGAGAGGCCAAGCUAGAAGAGAAAUACUCUCAACUCAAAGACAAAAUACAGAGGAUGGCAGCUGCUGAGAAGAAGCGGAAAGCCCAGGUGGAGAAAAAGGAGAAGAGUCUGCAGAACACAAUCCAAGUGCUGAAGGCACAAAUAGAUGAGCUUAACCGGGAAGGUGCUGCAGCCAACAAGAGGUUGCAGGACUAUCAGCAAAGGCACAGUGAGUUCCGGAGCCUCCUGAUGAGCAACAGUGGUUCUUUUGGUGCUGGCACUGCCCAAAUAACACCCACGUGCCGGCCUGCCCUUUUCCUUGGGCCUGAGAUACUGUUAUCCAACACACAAGAAGAUGAGAGAGAACAGCAACAACUAGCCCUAUUACGUCAGAGGGUGGAUGAUCUGGAAAGAGUCCAGCAGAAGCAGCUGGAAGAACUGGGAUGUGUUGAGCAGAGGGACCAGCACAACAACUACCUAUGCUGAUGCAUUGAACUGCCAUGGAGACUGACAACAAAGACGGGCUUUUCAGUACGACACUAACUUGACUUGAGGGUCCUCCUCUUGCUCGAGCUGUAUUGUUACAGAACAGGCAGGUGGCAUGACUUCAUCGACCCUCCAUCAGUCUUUGCCCGCAAACCUGGUUCCUGGCAUGCUGGGAUUGUCUGGCGGUGCCGAGAUGGAGCUUCAGAAGAUGCUCAUUGAUGAGAGGGCAAAGUGUGAGCUGCAUCGGCGCAACUAU
Messenger RNA from Dunckerocampus dactyliophorus (ringed pipefish), 2901 nucleotides. Its product is annotated as centrosomal protein of 83 kDa-like. Lineage: Eukaryota; Metazoa; Chordata; Actinopteri; Syngnathiformes; Syngnathidae. The transcript has 17 exons. The record is from RefSeq and is a predicted model, not a curated record. The coding region runs from base 657 to 2645 and encodes 662 amino acids. Gene Ontology annotation, cellular component: centrosome.